AUGGCGACCACCGUAUCCCUCGAAAUUGCUGUCAUCGGUGCCGGAGCAGCUGGCUUGGCCGCCACCAAAUAUCUUCUUGCCGAAGGCCAUAAGGUCCUCCUCAUCGAGCGCCGCAACGACUCCGCUGGAGUCUGGAACAACGGGUCGGCCUGUAUUGGCGGCAGCCAAUGGGCAGACCCGGUCUAUGAUACCCUGCAGACCAAUGUACCCCCCGUUGUCAACCUACGCCGAUGCCAAAAUGAUUACCAAAAGAAGUGGGAGAUACAGACCAUCACAAAGCUUCCGUCUGGCAAAGAGGAGGAGAUCCCUCCAAUCCACGUGGAUGCUGCCAUUGUGGCCACGGGACAUUACGACAAACCCUACGACCCUCCAGCUGAGCCUGGAAAGCAGCAAUGGGAGAAGAAGUUUCCGACUUCCAUCAUACAUGCUCACGACUUCAAGAACGUGACACCAUUCAUCAGAAAGAAUGUUGUGAUCAUCGGCAACGGGCCAUCAGGAUGGGACAUAUCCUCUCAGCUCAAGGACGUUGCCAAGUCAGUCACCAUGUCGCUUCGUGGCUUCACACUUCCUGAUGGUCGCAUGCGUAUAGUCAGCGAUGGCGUGACAUCGAAGGUCCUCACCAUCUCUCGUUACUACCCCAAGGCUAGGAAGAUUGAAUUUGCCUGUGGAACGAUGGCCCACGAUGUCGACUACAUCAUCUACUGCACCGGCUACGAGUACGACUUUUCAUUCAUCGUCAAGAACAGAGCUGGCCAAGAGCUCUUCCCGAAGGGCCAAAAGGUUGAGCGGCUGUACGAGCACAUCUUCUACACCGCAGAGCCCACCUUGGCAUUCAUCGGUCUCCCCAAGAUGACCGCCGCCUUCACCAUUGCCGAAGCGCAAUCAGCCUACGUCGCACGAGUCUUCUCUAAUAGACUCGACCGUCCUACCCAGCAAGAGGUGCGAACGUACUUCAAAACUAUGUCCAAGGAGUGCGAAGAAGACAACAUGUCAUGCCAGCAGUACCACACCCUCGCGCCCAGCCGUGACAGGGACUACAUCAAUCACCUCGUGAGCAUGGCUCUGAAGGCCAGACCUUUCAAGCACGGCACUCGCGGCAAGCCGCCACCAUACUGGUGCCACUGCAUGGACUCCGCUCGACAUCUUUCACGUGAUGCACGCGCCGCUCACAAGGCCAAAGGCGACGUCAGACAUGCAUUCCGCAGCUUCAAGGAUCUGGAGAUACCCCUGAAGGCUCCAUGCACCGGUGAUCACCUUACGGCCAUACCAGCGGGAUGUGUCGCGUGCUUCAUUCCUCACGAGUGA
Fulvia fulva is the source of this 1305-nucleotide messenger RNA. Its product is annotated as Thiol-specific monooxygenase. The transcript has 3 exons. The coding region runs from base 1 to 1305 and encodes 434 amino acids. NCBI's taxonomy places the organism in Eukaryota, Fungi, Ascomycota, Dothideomycetes, Mycosphaerellales, Mycosphaerellaceae. The record is from RefSeq and is a predicted model, not a curated record. Gene Ontology annotation, molecular function: oxidoreductase activity; NADP binding; flavin adenine dinucleotide binding.